AUACAUUCGCCGGAAAAGAUAGGUGAGCAUAUAGUAAAGGAACACUUUCACUGCCAAAGUGUAAGCGUUGAGUCUUAGAGGAGGACAAGAGGAAAUCCAUAGGAAGGGGUGGAGAGAUGGUAGAAGGAGUAGGAACUACGGUAUAGUACCGUAUCGUUCUCUUGACUGUCAUUACAGGUAUCUUCGUGGUCACUUAUAGUAAUCAUCUCCAACCGGCUUAAACCUUGCUCGAAAUAUUUUCGUGAGUCAGUCUCGUUGAAAGUUUUUCAAGAAAGAAGAGAAUUUUACCACUGAAGAUCUGGAUUUAUUAGGCUUAUCUCUUAACCAUUUAUCAUCGAAUAAGAUAAUUGACAGAUGAGUUUAUUAUACCGUGAGUUCGACAAUCGAAGAGAAAAAUAAUAAUAAUGACACGUUGUCAUGACAAUUCCAACAAAUGUAUUCUAGCGAUAGAGGAACAUUAACGAAUGUUUUAACGAAAGAUCGAGAAUUUCCAUGGAAGUACGGCUAGCGAUAGCCAGCUCAGAAUGAAAAGGGCCGAUGUCGACCACCCAUUUCUAGUGCGCAGAGUUGAAAACACUUAUUGCAGCCGACCGCCGGAUAUCGAUUUAUGACGAAGUCUGUAUAAAAGUCAUUUCGAAAGAAGCAGAAAAGUAGGUCGGCUCUCGCUUGCAUCGAAAAAUAAAAAGAAGAAAGGGAGAAAAAGAGAGAUAAAGUAAAAACCAGCAGCCGGUUUAUUCAAAAUAAUCAUUAUCAAAAAGUGGCGAAAAGGAUGGUGUUCAGCGCGAUAGUCAUAACGACGGCUUUAAAAGGUGCUUUGGGCUUAGUAGGAACUGGUCUUUGGUUGGUGCCACUUCUUAUAGCUGCUCUGUCUUACUAUCAAUAUGAUCAGCUGGAUCCAGAAAGUCGACCUAUCGAUAGAUACCCUCUAAAUCCUGAAUACGAUUUUAUUGUAAUCGGUGGAGGAUCGGCAGGUGCUGUCGUAGCCAACAGACUCUCUGAAAUUUCAAAUUGGAACGUUUUAUUACUGGAAGCUGGACCGGACGAGAACGAAAUAACAGAUGUCCCCUCGUUAGCUGCCUAUCUACAGUUAACUAAGUUAGAUUGGAAGUACAAGAUCGAAGCUACGGGAAGAGCUUGCCUCGCGAUGAAAAGUGGCCGUUGUAAUUGGCCACGAGGGAAGGUUCUCGGAGGAUCGAGCGUUUUAAAUUACAUGCUUUAUGUCAGAGGUAAUAGACGCGACUACGAUUAUUGGGAAGCCUUGGGUAAUCCUGGCUGGGGUUACAAAGAAGCGCUUUAUUAUUUCAAAAAGUCCGAAGACAAUAGGAAUCCUUAUCUUCGAAACAAUCCUUAUCAUUCAACGGGUGGUUACUUGACCGUUCAAGAAUCACCAUGGAUCACACCUCUCGCUGUGGCAUUCUUGCAAUCUGGUGUCGAACUAGGUUACGAUUUGAGAGAUAUAAACGGGGAAUUUCAAACCGGUUUUAUGAUACCACAAGGAACUAUUCGAAGAGGCAGCAGGUGUUCCACGGCAAAAGCUUUUCUUCGUCCUAUAAGGUUACGCAGGAACUUUCACACGGCUAUGAAUUCGCACGUGACGAAAAUCGUUAUCAAUCCUUUCACUAUGAGAGCGAUCGGCGUGGAAUUCGUGAGAAAUGGUCAUAAGCAAUACGUUCGAGCUCGCAAGGAAGUAAUUCUAUCAGCAGGUGCUAUAAAUAGCCCUCAAAUUCUUAUGCUCUCCGGUAUUGGACCAAAGGAACAUCUUCGCCAAGUUGGUAUACCUCUUCUUAAAGAUCUCCGAGUCGGUGAAAACCUUCAAGAUCACGUAGGAAUGGGCGGUCUUACUUUCCUUGUCGAUAAACCGGUAGCCAUAGUUCAAAAACGUUUCUAUGGCGCACCAGUGACUAUGCAUUACGCAGCCAAUGGAAAAGGACCUAUGACGACUCUCGGUGGUAUCGAGGGAUACGCUUUUAUCAACACAAAAUUUGCCAAUAGGUCUAUCGAUUAUCCUGACAUUCAAAUCCACAUGGCGCCGGCGUCUCUUAACUCGGACGGUGGCAUACAAAUCAAAAAGGUAUUGGGAAUAAAAGACGAAGUUUACGACACUGUUUACGAUCCGAUUGCAAACAAGGAUGCCUUCACUUUCAUACCCCUUCUCCUCAGACCCAGAUCACGUGGUACGGUUAGACUAAGAAGCUCUAAUCCCUUUCACAGUCCAAUAAUUGACGCUAACUAUUUUGACGAUCCGUUAGACAUAGCCACUCUCGUCGAAGGUGCGAAAAUAGCUGUUAAACUCGCCGAAGCGAAAGUUUUCAAACAGUUUGGUACUAGGUUACAUCGAUUGAAGAUACCUGGUUGUCGACAUCUUCAGUUCGCCUCGGAUGCCUACUGGGAGUGUCACAUUCGUCACAUUUCCAUGACUAUUUAUCAUCCGGUCGGUACAACGAAAAUGGGUCCUCAAAAUGAUCCUACAGCAGUUGUGGAUUCUAGAUUAAGGGUUUAUGGUAUCCAAAAUAUUAGAGUCAUCGAUACCUCUAUAAUGCCGACAAUUUGUAGUGGCAAUACCAAUGCACCAGCUAUCAUGAUCGGCGAAAAAGGUGCAGACCUCAUCAAGAGCGAUUGGUUAUCUUAUCCAACCAAAAAAUGUAUGUUCUUUCAUAUAAUCGAUUCGAAACUUUUCGACAUAAUGUUACGAAUAAUCGUUAUAUUAUCAUUGCUAUUAUUUUCUUUGAUAUUCGAGAUAAGAAGUGCGACAUUGUUCGAUCUUUUAAGAGAAUAUAAUUACCAGGAUAAAGAAAUCAGAACGAUAUAUUACCCUAAAUGGGAGAAUUAUGAUUUUAUUAUAGUCGGAGCAGGCUCGGGAGGUUCGGUUCUCGCUAAUCGUUUAUCAGAAAAUAAAAAUUGGAAGAUCUUAUUAUUGGAAGCAGGUUAUCCGGAAAACUUGAUACAGCAGAUUCCUGUAUUGGUUAAUAUACUCCAACUAACGGAUUAUAAUUGGGGUUACAAAGUGGAACCUCAAGAAAAUACCUGUUUUGGAAUGAUCGAUCGACAGUGUGCCUGGCCGCGUGGAAAAUCGCUCGGUGGAACCAGCACAAUUAAUUAUAUGAUUCUUACACGUGGCGACAAGUUAGAUUACGAUUACUGGGCGGCCUUGGGCAACGAGGGCUGGUCUUACGAAGAGGUUUUACCAUAUUACAUAAAGAGCGAAAGAUUCAAAAUCCCUAAUAUUGUCAAUUCGUCAUAUCACGGAAAGGAUGGAUAUUUAUGCGUUGAACACGUUCCUUUUCAUACCAAGUUAUCCACGGCAUUUCUUGAGGCUGGCAAAAGUCUCGGUUACGAUGUUAUCGACUACAAUGGCGAAAAACGAAUAGGUUAUUCAUAUUUACAACUCAACAUGGACAAUGGGGCACGUUGCAGCGCUUCGAAAGCUUAUCUCAGAGUGAAACGACAUAACUUGGACAUCGUAACUGGCGCGAGAGUGACAAAAGUUCUUAUUGAUGGGGAUCGUCGAGCUUACGGCGUCGAAUAUAUCAAAAAUAACAAGAAAAAACUCGUAUUCAGUACGAAAGAAGUGCUUCUAUCCGCGGGUACGAUCGAUUCUGCCAAACUACUUAUGCUCUCGGGUAUAGGACCGAAGGAACACCUCCAAGAGCUGGAAAUCGAAGUGAUUCAAGAUUCCAAAGUCGGAUAUAACAUGUACGAACAUAUUGGUUUCCUCGGUCUAACCUUUCUAAUAGAUCAACCUUUGUCUCUAUUACAAAGUAAAUUGUUCAAUCCGCACGUGUUAUGGGACUAUGUGUUUAAAAGAAGCGGUUACAUCUCUAUACCUGGUGGUGCCGAAGCUUUGGCAUUCAUAAGAACGAAAUAUGCUCCGUCUGCAAAGCCGGACAUCGAACUACUUUUCAUAGCAGGCUCGUUACACUCGGACAACGGUAUAGGCAUUAGAAAGGGUCUACGAAUUACGGACGAGCUUUAUAACGCGGUUUAUAAACCGAUCGAAAAUAGAGAAACCUGGUCAAUCUGGCCGAUAAUUCAAAGUCCAAAAAGUGUCGGUCGGCUUACUCUGACAUCGAAAGAUCCCUUCGUACCACCGAAGUUAGAGCCUAAUUUCUUUUCUCAUCCUGCCGAUAUCGAAAUCCUACUUGAAGGUAUAAAACAUGCAAUCAACGUAUCUAAAACGGAACCUUUCCUUGCGUACAAUAGUCGAUUACACGACAUUAAAAUACCCGGCUGCGAACUUUACGAGUUUAAUAGCGACGAUUAUUGGCGAUGUGCGAUCAAAUAUUUACCAUCUAUGAUGAAUCACGAAAUAGGAACCGUCAAAAUGGGACCCAAAACGGAUCCCUAUGCUGUCGUUGAUCCUCGUUUAAGAGUUUAUGGUAUAAAAAAUCUCAGAGUAGUAGAUGCAUCUAUUAUGCCUAGUAUACCGAUCGGCCACGUAAAUGUAGGUAUCUUCAUGAUCGGUGAAAAAGCUGCUGAUAUGAUCAAACAAGAUUGGUCGAUAGACGCAACAGGAAAUAAGUAGUUCAUUCGUUCGACUAACACACAUUGUAAACUCGAAACAAAUACUACGUCGAUGAUUACAUUGGUCAAGCGCGUUCAUAGUAUAAUUGUUUCUCGUUUAUGACCUACCGUGUCCUUGAGCUCACGCGAGGACGAUCGAAUACGUAACACACGAAUGCACGAUUAAUAAAUAAAUGCAGAAUUUUACUUGUUACAUACAUACAUAUACAUAUCGUGAGCAAUCUAAUAAAAUGUGAAAUAUCCGACGUCAUCGACAAUCCCCAACGCGAUAAUUCGCAUAAUGGAUUCGUCGAAUGUUUUAUUCGCAAUAACAAGAGGCUCGAAGCAAAUAAGGAAAUAAUUUCUUUCUAACGUAUAGACUAACUCGUCAUAUAUACUAACAUAUACUAUAUUAUAUACCAACUAU
Vespula pensylvanica (western yellowjacket) is the source of this 4927-nucleotide messenger RNA. RefSeq lists its product as uncharacterized. Bases 770 to 4522 code for a protein of 1250 amino acids. The record is from RefSeq and is a predicted model, not a curated record. The transcript has 5 exons. Gene Ontology annotation, molecular function: flavin adenine dinucleotide binding; oxidoreductase activity, acting on CH-OH group of donors. Lineage: Eukaryota; Metazoa; Arthropoda; Insecta; Hymenoptera; Vespidae.